Molecule: messenger RNA, 1347 nt
Organism: Phyllotreta striolata
Lineage: Eukaryota; Metazoa; Arthropoda; Insecta; Coleoptera; Chrysomelidae
Source: the annotation of a GenBank genome assembly
GUCAAAACUGUCAUGCUUUUCCGGCGUUCGUUUAAUUUACGAAAAUGAUAAAUAAUAUAAUAUAAUAUUAAGAAUUAAUUAAAUAAUAAUGUUGGACAAUUAAUGCUUGGUUUAAAUUGUACAUAACCAUUUCUUAUAAUGGCGAACGGACCGAUAGCUGAAAGAAAUAGAGACGCUACGAUAUACGUCGGUGGUUUAGACGAUAAAGUAUCAGAAUCCUUACUAUGGGAACUCUUCGUACAAGCGGGGCCAUUAGUGAACGUACAUAUGCCCAAAGAUCGCGUCACCAUGAUGCACCAGGGCUACGGUUUCGUCGAAUUCAUGGGCGAAGAGGACGCCGAUUACGCUAUAAAAAUAAUGAACAUGAUAAAAUUGUACGGGAAACCCAUAAGAGUCAACAAGGCUUCCGCUCACCAAAAGAACUUGGACGUCGGCGCGAACAUUUUCAUAGGGAACUUGGAUCCAGAAGUCGAUGAGAAACUCUUGUACGAUACGUUUUCGGCCUUCGGUGUAAUAUUACAAACGCCCAAGAUAAUGAGAGAUCCGGAGACUGGAAAUUCCAAAGGGUUCGCGUUCAUAAACUUCGCCAGUUUCGAAGCCUCCGAUGCCUCCAUCGAGGCGAUGAACGGCCAGUACCUUUGCAAUCGACCGAUAUCCGUCUCUUACGCGUUCAAGAAGGAUUCCAAGGGCGAGAGACACGGCUCGGCGGCCGAGCGAUUAUUGGCCGCCCAGAAUCCAUUAUCGCAGGCCGACAGGCCCCAUCAGUUGUUCGCAGACGCCCCACCGAUAGGAAUGAUGCCGAUGAGCAUGGCGCCGCCACCUCCGCCUCUAAUCACCGGCAUGAUGCCGCCCCCACCGCCUACGCCGGGCGGAAUGCCGCCGCCUCCUCCGCCGGUUCCGCCGCCGAGUUCAUUCCCCGCGGGCAUCCCGCCGCCGCCGUUGCCGCCCUCCCAACCGCCGCUGCCGCCGGGCGCGCCGCCCGCGAUGGCGCCGGUGCCGGGCGGCGCCGCCAGACCGCCGCCGCCGCCUCCGUGGGCCGGUGCGGCGGCCAACGUGCCGAUGCCGCCGGGCCCGCCUGCGGCGAACGCUGGCGGCGGCUUCGGGGGAAUGCUACCGCCUCCGCCGCCGCCGGGCGGGAGGCCUUUACCGCCUAAUUGGAGACCGCCGCCUCCGCCGCCGCCGAAUUUCGGCGGUGCCAGGCCGCCUUUCCCGCCGCGGGGGCCGCCUCCUCCGCCGCCGACGUUCGAAGGGUAACUAGUUAAGAAUGGUGUGUGCUUGAGAAGUUCUGCAUUUUUUUAUCGGAACUUAUUAGAUUAACGAUAAUUUUUGUAAUAUUAAAUAUAAUUA